Oreochromis aureus is the source of this 3143-nucleotide messenger RNA. RefSeq lists its product as uncharacterized. Gene Ontology annotation, biological process: DNA integration; proteolysis. The coding region runs from base 359 to 2968 and encodes 869 amino acids. The record is from RefSeq and is a predicted model, not a curated record. The transcript is spliced from 15 exons. Gene Ontology annotation, molecular function: nucleic acid binding; cysteine-type peptidase activity. Lineage: Eukaryota; Metazoa; Chordata; Actinopteri; Cichliformes; Cichlidae.
GGCUGUGUGGCAUCGGCUGCCAAAUUGUGUGCACCCCCCAUCAAUAAUGCACAUUGGCAGAGCUUUUCUUUGUAAAUAAAUAAAAUUUAAAACAACAUUUAAAUAUAUAUAUAUAUAUCGUCUUUGUAAGUCACAGGGCUUUUCAAAAUUUUGCAAGUUAGUUUUGGCCAACCUUUCGUAGGCCUACUUGACUCCGACAUUGUCAAAUUUUUCCAAAAUCUCUGGUCACGUGGGUUUUCCUCAUCAAUUAUGCAAAUUAGCUCACGUUGUGCGCACGAACCGAAAAACAGAGUGGCUCUGAACUAACUAGAAGAUUACUUUACAAUUUGUUUUCGAAAAUAACAAACACCACAAGAGGAUGGAACCAGACGAGUACAAGAUUUUGGUUGCAUAUAAACUGAAAGGCGAGUAUCCAGCGCUUUUCACGAAGAAAGAGAAGUUUCUUCUCCGAAGAAAAGCUGCUAUUUACGACAUUGAAGAUUUUCAUGCCAGUCCUACUGGGGCCCAUUGCGGGCAAACAAAAACAAGAGAAGCCAUUUCAAAGCGGUUCUACUGGCCAGGGAUGUCAGUGGACAUCAAUAAUUGGGUUUCCCAGUGUGCACUUUGCCAGGCAAGUGCUGCAACAAUUAAAAAACCAGCGGAAUACAUUCCAAUAAAGGUCUCUCAGCCAUUUGAACUGGUUGGGAUGGACCUUAUUGGAAAACUUACUGAAACCAACAAUGGACAUCAAUACAUAUGUGUUUUUAUUGAUUAUUUUACAAAAUGGCCACAAGCAUACCCUUUAAAGUCAAAAUCAGCCGGGGAAGUGACAAACUGUCUCAUAAAAUUUGUCCACCAGUUCGAAGCCCCCAAAAGGAUUCUUACUGACCAAGGCAAAGAAUUUGUCAAUUCUCUCAACAAAAGGGUUUGCGGAUUGUUAAAAAUUAAAAGAAGCCUCUGCUCCCCCUAUCACCCACAAACAAAUGGGCUGGUGGAGAAAAUGAAUGGCACCAUCCAGAGAGCCCUGUGCAAAGUUGUUGGCGACCAUCCAGAAAUGUGGGAUGAGUAUCUGGAUGCUGUAAUGUUUGGAAUCAGAACUAAAAAGCAAGUGACCACCAAAUACUCACCUUAUUACCUAAUGUUUGGCAGAGAGGCUCGCUAUCCUUCCGAAAUCCCAGAAGAGUUCAUGGUUGAUGAGAGUGUGGAAGACAUUGUGGGGCAGGAGGAGCUGUCGGAAGACAUUCAAAAGCACCAAAAGCUGUUGGAACUGGUGAAGGACAAUGUGGUCAAAGCUCAGGAAAAAACAAAGGGCAAAAUAAAAAUGAUGAAAAGAGAUGUCGUCUUCAAAGUUGGUGACAAAGUUUUAAGAGCUAACAUAAGAAGCCAGCAGAGGAAAGGGGGAAAACUUGAAGCAAACUUUUUAGGCCCUUACAUUAUUACAGCAAUCCAAGGCAAAAGUGCAGAUCUUCAGGAUUCCAAUGGGACAAUAAUUCCAAAAGUAAAUAUUGACCAACUAAAGUUAAGCAAAGACAGCAUGCCAAGAGUGCCACACCGGGGUUCAAAGAAAACAGCAGCCACAUUACUAACAGCACAACCAGGUCCAGCAGCACCAGUGGCGGUAGCACCACCACCACCUCCUCCUAGAGCUACUCAGGCUACAGCACCAAUGGCAUCACUUGCAUCACUACCAGUUCAAACACAACAUCCAUCUCCAGUUCCACAAGGUAUAGCAACAACGAUAUCAGAUCCAGAGUCAGGAGCAACAGCACAGAAAGAGAACGAACCACCAGAACCAGCCACAAGUGCUACAGCACCAGAACACGCUACAGCUCUACAAACCAAAUCCCAAACAGCAGCAGAGCCAGCCUCACAGACCAUAACAGCAGACCCAGCCUCACAGACCAUAACAGCAGACCCAGCCUCACAGACCACAACAGCAGACCCAGCCUCACAGACCAUAACAGCAGACCCAGCCUCAAAGACCAUAACAGCAGACCCAGCCUCACAGACCAUAACAGCAGACCCAGCCUCACAGACCACAGCUCCAAAUGCAACAACCACACAAGCCUCAGCUCCACAGAUUACAGCCCAGCAAUCUACAGCACAAUCCAUGGAAGCAACAGUUCCACUUGUGACACCAGCCCCAGCAACAGCCGCACAAGCUAGCCCUGCACCACCUCCAGCAUCACCACCUCAAAGAUACACUGAACCUGUUGCAGAGAAAUAUAUAAUGGAUGCCUGGGCUGGAAAGAGUCCUCAUGUUCUACUCUCAAAAAUUGGUGCUUACAAAUUAUUCUACUGGGAUAUUCAACAAAUUGGUCCGGACAUGGAGUUGGAAAGUGAGUCUAUUAAUGCAUAUCUUGCGAUCAUGGUGAGACAAUGCAAUCGCCAUAAUUCAGCAAAAGCAGCAUUCAUUGAUUCAUUUUCAAUGACAGCCAUUUGGAAGAGAAAAGCUCCAAGACUCAAGAUCAAACCCAUGGAGCAUGAAGUGAUUCUGGGAAUUGUAAAUGAACAUCAUCACUGGACAUUAGUGGUCAUUUACCCACAAGAAAAGAAGUCGCUGUAUCUUGAUCCACUCGGAGAAACUAAACAAGGUAUCCAAAAUUGUUUGGAAUCAACAAGGGAAUUCAUGCGAAAAAAAGGAUGCAACGUCUCAAGAUGGACUUGUGACACAGUCAAACACCCAAAACAAGUGGACGCUGCCUCAUGUGGAGUCUUUGCAUUGAAAUUUGCUGAAAAGAUCUUGCGAAAAGAGUCAAUAGACUUUCCGUCUACAAAAAAGGCCAUAAACACACACAGGCUGCAAAUUGCCACCACUCUCCUCCUAGAGACAGAUGACCUGACAAACAUCUGUCAUUUCUGCGGGGAAGAAGAGCAUGAAACUGACAAUAAAUGGAUUCAGUGUGAGAAGUGUUUGAGGUGGUUCCACCAGCUCUGCUUGAAAAGCCCACCACCAGAAGACGUGUUUAUUUGUUUCGCAUGUACAUAGUUGACACUAAAGGUGCACAGCUAGUGUUCUUAUGGCACACAUUGUUGAGAACACACAUAUCUACAUAUAUAGAUGUAGAUGUUAAAUUAAGAAGUCUAAAAAAAGAAAUUGGUCUCCAAAGUUUCUGUAGUUAUUAGUUACACUGUAAUUUAUUUUGCAAAUAAACUCUUUCGUG